CUAUGUAUCAGACAUUUGUGUGGGGAUCAUACACAAUAAUUUUCCAUGAUAUGUUGGAAAUUCUGAUGGAUGUAGAUCAUCUGCUGGCUGUGAUCCCUUCUCUCUUGCGGGUCCAGUAUCUUGGAUCUUGUGGUUGUGGAUUAAAGUUUUAAACCCCUUUAUAUGGAAAUAAAUAAAUAUGGGAAUGUUGGUUUCCUUAUUUGGUAGAUAAUUUUCACUGUUGGAGUAUGCAUGUAUGAUUGAUGUUUUGGGCAACUUUGUACCCAACCUCUACAUAUACCUGCUAAUAUGGAAUUCAGAAGGCAAUUCUACAGCCAUAUAUCCAUUGUUGCCUUGCCCUUUUUUCUUUUCUAGUUCAGGUUUGAUUAAUUACCGAUGGAUAAGCCAAGAGUAAUGACAACUGUUAAUGGAGGAGGAGCGGGCUCUCGACAACAUGCCCUGGAGCAGGAACCCUCCCUUUCUCACGUCUCAUUUCCGCACCGGAAAAGCAACCCUGGAGUCGAUGUAUCUGCAGAUGAGGAUACAGAGAUUAGCAUUUUCGAUGCCCAGAGAUACUUCAACGAAAGUAACAACGACGCAAGAGUGUGCAAAAGGGUGUCCCCCCUUAACCUUCCCAAUCUGGAUCGCAAUUCGUCAGACGGAUGUGAUCUCUCUGCCUUGUCCAGAUUCUCUUCUGCUUCAUCAGCUACUGACGGGCACGGUUAUGGCAGGGCUUUCCGAGUUCGUUCCUUCCAUGCAACACCAACGGCUUCGUCAGAGGCUAGCUGGAAUAGCCAGACUGGCUUGCUGUCAAAUCCUCCGGGUUCCAUUGCGGUGUCUAUGACCAUGAAAAAUCCUACCAUCGAUGGCAAGAAAAAAGUGUCUGCCACUGGCACUGGUACAAUAAAAUGGCUUUGGGGACCAAAGAUGCCCGUUCUUAGCAAGAAAUCCGUUCAGGUCGAGCCCAAAACAUCGUUGAGUUUGAAUCAGAAACUCAAGAUAGAGGAUCAGAAAAGUUCGGGUACAAAAAGUUCAAGCUGGGGGGAUAAACGGGAAGAGAUACUACUAGCUUGUAAUCCUCACAGGAUCUCAGCAGAGAAUCAGUUUCAUUCUUCUAGCCUAGGACAGCGUGUGGUAGCCUCAGCAACAGCAAGACCCCUGAUGAUAGGUAAGGUUUCCGGAACUGCUGGCUUCACGUUUCCAGUACUUAAUCAACAAGCAAUAUCAUCCCACGUGAAAAUGGCAGUGAAUAGAAGUAAUACUAAUUCUCUUGAAGCUGAUGAUGAGGAUAGAGCUCGAGACUCGUUGGAGGUGUUCCGACCUUCUGAGGAAUCAUCAUCUAUUUCUGUUCCAAAGAAACUGGCGUCCAGAACAACCAUAACAGACGAUGAUGUUGGCAGUGAUACCAGCUCAGACUUGUUCGAAAUCGAGAGCUUCUCCACAACCACCCAGGGCCAGACGACGCCAUAUGCAAUGUACCACCGUCGAGAUUCGUUGGACGAGGCUUCCUCGAGCUUUAAUGCAAGAAGAUCGAUAGCAGGGGCUACCAACGGGUCAGGCUUCGGCUGUCAGUAUUCGCCGAUGAUGCCCGAGUGCUACGAGCCGAGCGAGGCGAGCAUAGACUGGAGCGUGACAACCGCAGAAGGGUUCGAGAGAGGGUCUGUUGGGGUAUCAGAAGCGGAGGAGAUGAGCAUCGCCGCAUAUGGCAAUGGCGGCAAGAAGAAAUCAGGGAAGGGUUUGUUGAGCUGUCGAUGCGAGAAGGCGGUGAGCGUGGGGCCGAACCCUGUCAAGUACGUGCCCCCUCAGGGACAGGCAACUACUACAUCAAAGCAUGUGGGCAAUGUGAACAAGCCACCGCUUGCUCGCUUGUCCCUCCCUUUUGCAGCAUAACUCUUUUUUAUUUUCCUAUAAUUCGUGUGCUCUCCUGUUCUUCUGCUUUGCUGUUAUACAGAAAAUUACUCCAUGUUGUGUGCUGCUGAUUUUUUUUUGGGGAUUUCAAUUAACAUGGACCACAAAAUCUUUGAGA
Messenger RNA from Theobroma umbraticum, 2005 nucleotides. It is a transcript of the gene PKS4, whose product is annotated as phytochrome kinase substrate 4. Gene Ontology annotation, biological process: phototropism. The record is from RefSeq and is a predicted model, not a curated record. NCBI's taxonomy places the organism in Eukaryota, Viridiplantae, Streptophyta, Magnoliopsida, Malvales, Malvaceae.